ACGUAUAGGUCGAGUUUUUGUGUUACACAAAUACAAUCGGCAUACUGAUGGUGCGCUUUCACCCGCCCGUAUUCGGUCGUGUUUCCGGUAGAUAUUUUGCAACUUUCCAACGCAAAACGGGAAUAUACAGCAUUUUUGUAUUUUUUAAUGUUUCUUUUGAAAGCGAAAUCGCAUUGAGGUGGGUUCCAAAAUUCAUAAUUUAAUUUCGCUAGAACUCACCAUCCAACAACCUCCUGACGACAUAAAGUACAUAUAAAUUACAAUUAUUUUGAAAACAUUCCAGGUUACAGCGCAAAAAAUGGCAGAAUAUCGAUUUUUGGAACUACAAAUUCCGGAUGAUUAGCCUGUAAUGCUCUUGAACUAAAGUAGAAUAUCCUAUUUACUUAUUAACUCAUUAAUCACCAACAUCUGAGUAAUGAUUGUUUUCAUUGCGAAAUAAGAGAUAUUACACAGGUCUAGGGUGAUUUUGAUGUUUGAAAGCUGUUUGCUUAUUUGUAUCUUUUUGGGUCCCCCUUUUUACAAAAAACGCCAUAUUUUUGUUCUAACGCGUAAUUUUUUUUAUAGCGCUAUAACAAAUUUUAUUUUAUUAAUAUACAUACCUAUGACAUGAAUAUGUUUGUUCCAUGUUAGGCAUGAUUUUUAAAUGAAUUGAUUUUUAUGAAAUUAAAUGUGAUUUGACAACACUGGAUAAUAUUAGAUUUUUCUGCAAAGCAACAGAGUUGGCGCAGAAGUGUCAAUGCAGCGUUGUAACUUGCUUAUGCGCAGUUUGUUUGUAUUGGUAGUCGUGAUACUGUGUUCUCCGCUGUUAUCUUCAUUGUUGUGUUCUAAAAUGGAUAAAUAUGGAAAGAAGACUUUGUGUCAACAAUCCAAAUAACUUAUGUUAUAUCUGUAGUAGUUAUGUUGUAGUAAAUCAAAGGAAAACUAUAAAUUCUUUCGUGAAAAAUAUAUUCCAGCCUUAUUUUGUUGUAUUUGGCUUCCCAAAUUUUUUGUUUCGUUUGCGUUGAAGCAUUAAGAACCUGGAAAAAGGGUAGGAAAAACCGUCCAAGCCUUUGUGUUCCUAUGGCGUGUGAAAUCCCGACCGCCCAAAACGAACAUUCUCACUACAUCUGCUCAGACGACGGCGAAGUCAAAUGCCUACCCGGUUGGACCGGUGAUCUUUGCGACGUACCCAAGUGUCGACCUGGUUGCGAUCCGCUCCAAGGCUACUGCAACCGUCCUGGCGAGUGUCUCUGCAAGCUGGGCUAUUACGGCGAAAGAUGCGACAGAUGUAUACCAUUACCCGGAUGCCAACACGGCUACUGCAACACCAGCUUCGAGUGCAUCUGCCACGAGGGUUGGGAUGGACUGUUCUGCUCUGAACCGAUCUGCAGAGCCGAUUGUCACAUAACCAGGGGUUAUUGCGAAUCACCUGGAGAGUGCAGGUGUAGACUCGGUUGGGCGGGAAAAACUUGCAAGGAUUGCCAGGUACUACCCGGUUGCGUCCACGGGUAUUGCGAAAAACCACUCGAGUGCAAGUGCGUUCAGGGUUAUACCGGUAUACUCUGUCAAAUUCCGAUUUGCUCAAAAACGUGUCACAAGGAACGCGGGUACUGCCGCAAGCCGGGAGAAUGCAGAUGCAAGGUCGGCUGGUGGGGCAAGAACUGCGAGAAAUGCUUCCCUUACCCGGGAUGCGUCAACGGGUCCUGUAACAAACCGUGGGAGUGCAACUGCAAACCCGGCUGGGGCGGCAUGCUCUGCGACGAAGAACUAAACAGCUGCGAGAACCAAGUAGAUAUAUGCAAGAACGGGGCAAAAUGCAUUUCGGUAACCAAAGACGAAGGAGAAUAUAGGUGCAUGUGCCGCGAAGGAACCUACGGGAGAAAUUGUGAGUUUUCUGAGUACACCACCACCACGGCCACGACCACCUCCAAACAGACAAAGAUAACGCCGGUAAGGACUACGUCAGCGGCGGUAGCCGUCGUGACUGCAGUAGACCCAGAUGAUUCCACCGCAGCACCACCUCACGUGGUCGACAAUGAGACGUAGACUAACGUUGUUAUUCAUUUUAUUUAGUUAUUUACUUAUUAAUUUAUAUAUUUAGUAGACAAUAAAGUCUUUCGUAUUCAAAACAAUCCCAUUAAACCACAUUGUGCUAUAAUUGUGGUGGAGACAAAGUGGUUCUAACCUAUCACGUUGUUACCGCUCCUAGUUUUAGCUGUAGAAUAUCUUCAGUCAUCUUUAAUAAGGGAGUAAAACCCUAGAAAAAUAAAUAAAAAACUUUUAGA
This is a messenger RNA of Cylas formicarius (sweet potato weevil), 2264 nucleotides long. Its product is annotated as delta-like protein C. Gene Ontology annotation, molecular function: signaling receptor binding; calcium ion binding. The record is from RefSeq and is a predicted model, not a curated record. Gene Ontology annotation, biological process: anatomical structure development; cell communication. Lineage: Eukaryota; Metazoa; Arthropoda; Insecta; Coleoptera; Brentidae. The transcript is spliced from 6 exons. The coding region runs from base 1060 to 2025 and encodes 321 amino acids. Gene Ontology annotation, cellular component: extracellular region; membrane; cell surface.